Molecule: messenger RNA, 1011 nt
Organism: Dujonia railenensis
Lineage: Eukaryota; Fungi; Ascomycota; Pichiomycetes; Serinales; Debaryomycetaceae
Source: the annotation of a GenBank genome assembly
AUGUCAUCAUCAAGAAAGAAGCUUCUUCUUAUGGGCCGUUCAGGUUCAGGAAAAUCGUCGAUGAGAUCGAUUAUUUUUUCCAAUUACUCAGCGUUUGAUACCAGAAGGUUGGGUGCUACUGUAGAUGUGGAGCAUUCGCACUUAAGAUUCUUAGGUAAUAUGACGUUAAACUUGUGGGACUGUGGUGGACAAGAUGUUUUCAUGGAUAACUACUUCUCCACACAAAAGGACCAUAUCUUCAAGAUGGUACAGGUGCUCAUUCAUGUCUUUGACGUAGAGUCCAAACUGAUAAAUAAAGACAUUGAAAUCUUUGUCAAGUCACUAACAAACUUGCAGAAAUUUUCCCCUGGGGCCAAAAUUUUUAUUUUGCUUCACAAGAUGGACUUGGUUCAAAUUGAUAAACGAGAGGAGUUAUUUCAGAUUAUGAUGGAAAAAUUACAAAAAAUCUCUAAUCCGUUCCUGUUCAAAUUGGUAGGUUUCCCCACUUCAAUUUGGGAUGAAUCCUUGUACAAGGCAUGGUCACAGAUUGUGUGCUCUUUAAUCCCUAAUAUGAAUUUAUUUAAUAAUAACCUCAUAAAAUUUAAUAAUAUUUUGGAUGCUGAAGAAAUUAUUUUGUUCGAGAAAACGACAUUUUUGGUGAUAUCGUCAACUUCUUCUAUCCAGCAACAACAAAAGCAGCAGGAGCAGCAAAAUGAUGGUGGCGUGAUGAAUUUGGAUCCAAAGCGGUUUGAAAAGAUCUCAAAUAUCAUCAAGACUUAUAAGCAGUCCAUCUCGAAGCUCCGUACUAAUUUUCAAAAUUUAAUUAUACGGGGUGCGAACGGGACUCAUUUCUAUGUGGAUAUUUUGACCGAUAAUAUUUUCAUUAUGAUUGUAAUGAAGGAUAAUGUGGGUGAGAAUGGUGGUGCAGCAGCCAAGGGAGGUAGCGCCGUGGACUCGCAUGAAGAUUUGGUUGUCUUGGAGAACAUCAAGGCUGCUAGGGCUUGGUUUGAGUCAAUUGAAGCUGCCAAGUAG